Molecule: messenger RNA, 747 nt
Organism: Onychomys torridus (southern grasshopper mouse)
Lineage: Eukaryota; Metazoa; Chordata; Mammalia; Rodentia; Cricetidae
Product: killer cell lectin-like receptor subfamily I member 1
Exons: 6
Coding region: 1-747 (248 amino acids)
Biological process (GO): positive regulation of natural killer cell mediated cytotoxicity; stimulatory C-type lectin receptor signaling pathway
Source: RefSeq, a predicted model, not a curated record
AUGCCUCACAGUAAACACGAUGAAUAUACAGCAAACAAGCAAGACAUUGCUUUCACAGAGAUAAAGACGACUAAGCCUCCACAGAAGAAAAGAGUACCUAAAGCCGGGAAGAGCCCAGUAUUGCUAAGUGAAGAGCAGGUAAACUAUGCAGAACUGACAUUCCACAGAUCGCCUCAGCUCCUGCCCCAAAAACGGGUUGUCAGAGGAAAAAGACAAGGCCCCAAAGCAACAGUAUGGAGAAUGGUAACAGGCAUCCUUGGAGCCUUGUGUGUGGUGCUGAUGACAGUCGUGGGGAUCUUACUUCCAAAAUUAUUUUCUAGCCAAGAAGAACAAAGCAGAAAAAGCUUGCUUCAUCUUCUUCUGUGUCCUAGGGAGAAUGACAGUUCCUGUGAUCUUUGCUCACAUGAUUGGAUUGCUUUUGGAAACAAUUUCUAUCGAGGUUUUCAUGGACUCAAAAGCUGGGUAGAUAGUCAGUCUGCAUGUGAGGAACUGAAUUCUCAUCUUCUGGAGAUUGACUCCAAAGCAGAGCUGGAAAACAUACUAUUGUUUGAAAUUGAUGGGUGGAUUCUCCUCAAAACAGAUGAAACAGAGGUUUCCUGGCUGUGGGAAAACACCACUAAAAUAGAGAAAACUCGAAUUAAUGACUCAGAAAAGAAUCAUAGUUGUCAUUAUCUAAAAGGAACACAAAUUUAUUCUGUUGACUGUUCAACUAAGAAACCAUAUACCUGUAAGUUUAAAAUGUUCUGA